CAAUACUCCCCGCUAGUGCAGGAGCUUCUAAAAACCGAACUGAACCGAGCCGAGUCGGUCCAAACUGAGUGGGACCUGGGAGUUCGGGUAGUAGUCUGUGUGAGCUCUGCUCCAGGACCAGCGGACUGCUUUUGAGUGGGUGGGCGGGUAAAGUGCGCUUGUCUGAGGAGGCGGAGCGGCCCGAAGGGUCGGAACGUCCUUCUGAAACGGUUCUCACUCACUCUCAGAAAACAAUUCAGGACCAAAUAAGUUAGCAAAGUGUGGCGCGGGCACUUUGCAAAAGAGUUUAGCUUUUAAAACCGCUCGAAGAAAACUUUUUUCCAAACCUGGGAUAAGUGAGCAAGCGAGAGCAACGACGCCGAGGUGGGCCAGUUGAUCCAGGGAGAGGGAUUUAUUUUCCUUCUGCAUUCCUGAUGGAGUCGUACAGAGUGUCUGGCAUUCCUAGCAGUGGACCACAGCGGGGCUACGCUCAGCCAUCCCGCCCUUCCAAGCCACACAGUAAUGGAGCUGGAACAUAUGGUCUCAGCAUCCGAGUCCAAGGUAUAGAUGGACACCCCUUUGUGGUUCUCAACAACCAGGAUGGGGGUCCCCAGACUUAUAUGGACCCCAGAGGUAAUGGCUACGUCGACACAGAAGACUCUUUUAUCAACAGCUACGAUGAGUAUGACUUUAGACGUGGCAAAGAGGCUGAAUCUAACAGCCCCUUUGUGGAGUACAGGACUCAGAAGAUGUUGCAUUAUACUGGUCCCCAAAAUGGUGUCACAGAAUCCCAAGGAAAGAAACCAUCCUCCCUUCUGAACUUCCAGAAGCACCCUGAGAUACUACAGCCGUAUGAUCCAGAGACCAACUCCCUGAACCUUGAGGGUUUCAACAGCCUUCCUGCAAGGCCUGACACUGGGAGCCAGCCCCAGAGUUGGUCCCCAAGAUCUGCAGCAUCUCACCGUAGGGCAUCAAGCCUUGACCGGAAAAAAGAUGCCACACCACUUGAGAACAGACAACCUACAUCCCAAAGUGUGAAUGAGGCAGGCUUUCCUAAGCUGAAGCCACAGCUCACUCAGCCUCAGAGCAGGCCACAGUCACAACUGUCCCAGCCACAGAUCAAAGCUCCUCUUACCACCCUGAAUCCAGCUCAACCCAAGCUGACCUCUAAAACUCCACAUCAACCAGUUCCUCCAGCCCAGCCUCAGCCCUCCACUGUGUCGAGCCCUAGGAGCAGCACCACCUCCAGCCUUGAGCACACCCAUCGUGAGCCUGAUGUCCUUCCCCUGCGCAGGACUGAUUCCAGCGAGCCAAUUCUUCAGCCUUCUUCCCGCUCCCGCCACUCCUCCUCAUCUUCCACCUCUAAGACGCCAAUGGAUGAACAGAUGGAGGCCCUUUAUGCAGACACCAUAAACCGUCACGAGAAUCGUCGCUACAUCCCUUUUAUGCCUGGUUCAGGCAGAGAUAUUGACACAGGCCCUAUACCCGGUGUUGAUGAGCUCAUUGAGAAGUUUGAUGGCAAAGAUGGCACUCAGCGCAGAGGCAGGGCGGGGCGCAGAAACAGGAUCAAUCCAGAGGACAGGAAGCGCUCACGAAGUGUUGAUAGUGCCCUCGGCCUGCGAAAUAGCUCUAGCUACACGGAGCUACAUCGAGGCACAUCCAAGGAGCAUGUCCUGCUUCCCUCACAGCUGAGGAUGCAGAAAUCAACUGGCAGUCAGGACUCCUGGCUCGUAGAUCACGUUGACUCCAGAUCUCAUGCCACCAGUGCACCUGGCUCCCCACAGAACACCAUCUCUAAAGCUGUUGGCUCUAUACAGGGUUACAAAAACCCUCAGACUCGGUCCUCUUCUCUACCGUUUAAGAGUAAAGCGAGUGAGGACAGUGAAAAGGUUUUAACAUCUUCACUGUCAUCCUCAUUAUCCAGGCCAUCUUCUUUAGCAAACAAAAAGCCCGGGACAGAGGCGGAUGUACAGGCAACACCUGAUCUCCUGAAAGGUCAGCAGGAGCUGUCACAACAAACAAAUGAAGAGACAGCAAAACAGAUUUUGUUCAGUUACCUUAAAGAUGGGAGCAAUGAUAAUGACGAGAUGACGAAGAAAAAGGUCAACCUUGUCUUUGAGAAGAUACAGACAUUGAAGUCUCGGGCCACUGCAAGUGCGCAAGGCGACAACAAAGCUCAGGAUCUUGCUGCUCAGACCAAAGCUCUGCAGGAGCAAAAUGCUGAACUGGAGAAAGAAAUGUCUGAACUGAAAAGACAACUAGAGGAACUAAGCAUGAAAAAUCAGGCUGACAAAAGGACGGCUGCAGAUUUGAAGGAGCUGCAGGAGAAGCUACAGCAGAGCAUGGAAGAGUGCAAGCAACUGAAGGCAAAACUUGCCAAAACAGAAGCUGACCUACAGACCACAGUGGAAGAGCUUUUCCAGGUGAAGAUGGAAAGGGAGCAACACCAGACAGAGAUCAGAGACCUGCAGGACCAGCUGUCAGAGAUGCAUGAUGAACUCGACUCAGCCAAGAAGUCUGCUGCUGAUGGAGAGAAAGACAUGCUUAUGGUGGAGAUGAUGCAGCUCAAGGUGGAAAUGCAGGAAGCUAUCCUAGCCAAAGAGGAACAGGAGGAGGUGCUGAGGAGGCGAGAAAGGGAGCUAACGGCUCUGAAAGGAGCUCUGAAGGAAGAGGUGGCCGCUCAUGAUCAGGAGCUGGAUAAAAUGAAGGAGCAGUACGAGAAGGAAAUAAGCAAGCUGCAGACAUCUUUGGAGGAGGCCAAGCAGAGCAGCGCCACAGUGGUGCAAGAGAAGGCAGAAGUGGAGGCAGCCAAGGGUGUAGCAGAGGGCCAAGCAGGACGACUGACUCAAGAAGUCGAGAGACUCCGCAGACGGGCGCAGGAGCUGGAAAAUGAGGUGGCCAAACUAAACCGAAUUAUUGACGAAGCCAAGCUGCAGGAGAGCAGGCUGGGGGAUAAAGUUGGUCGACUGGAGAGAGAGAAAAAGCAACUUGAAGAAUCUCUAUCCGAAAUUAAGGAGCAAGAAGAGGAGAUGUCACGUGCAAACAGAGCGUUGACCAUCCGACUUGAGGAUGUGCAGAGAAACUUUACCAAACUGAGCAAUGAACACAAGGAUUUGGAGGAGAGGUUUCAAGAAGAGAGAAAUCAGAAGGAGCAGUUAAAGAGCAUGAAGAAUGACAUAGAGGAUGAAAGAAGGCUGCUGGAUCGUACAGUGGAAAAACUUCAGAAAGAGAUGAACAACAUCGUGGAGGCAUCCCAGUCGUCCACUCGGGAGCUUCAGGAGCAGAUUGAUAUUUAUAAGGAGAAGAACCGCCGGGAGCUGGCAGAGCUGCAGAAGCUUCUCAAAGAGCGAGGACAGGAGUUGGAGAAGUACCUGGUGACUACCAAAACCCUACAAGAUGAGUUGUUGCGCCGGGAGGAGGAAGUGCGACAGUCUCAGAGGGAACGAGAUGAGGCCUUGGUUAAGGAGAAUACGCUGGAGAAAAGAGUUCGUGAUCUUGAAGCGGAGGCUGAGAAAAACGCCUUGUCUAAAGAGGAAAAAUCCAGACACGUCAAGCUCAUGGAGGAGAGGAUUGCUCAGCUGGAGAUGAACCUUGAAGAGGAGCGUCAAAGUGGAGACAAUCUGAUGGACAGGAUAGACCGAGGAAGAGAGCAGGUGGAGCAGAUGAGGAAUGAACUCCUGCAGGAGAGGGCUAGCAGACAGGACCUGGAGUGUGACAAGAUUGCUCUGGAGAGACAGAAUAAGGAUCUGAAGGCCAGAGUGAGUCAUCUAGAAGGCUCCCAGAAGUCCAACAGAGAGGGCCAGGUACCUCAGCUGGAGGAGCGCAUACAUGAGCUGGAGGAGAGGCUGGAGGCGGAAGAGAGGGAGCGAGCUAACCUGCAGCUGGUGAACCGCAGACUGGAGAGGAAGGUAAAAGAGAUGAUGAUGCAAGUUGAGGAAGAACAUCAAUCAAUGCAAGAUCAAAAGGACCAAUUAAAUCUGCGUCUGAAGGCGCUGAAGAGACAGAUGGACGAGGCCGAGGAGGAAAUUGACCGACUUGAGCACACCAAGAAGAAGCUGCAGAGAGACUUCGAUGAGCAGCAGGAGGCCAACGAGCAGCUCCAGAGUCAGCUCAAAGCUCUGCGAAGCGAGUUGAGACGCAAGAACUCGCCUGCUUCGCUGCUCAGCAAUCUGGAUGACGACGAAGACGAUGACAUCAGCACCGACGGGGAGACGUACUUCAGCUCUUCCUCGGGGUACAAGCGCUCUUCGAGUCAGGACAACCUCUUAUCGACCUUCUCUUUAUAAACAAACUCUGAGGCUGGAAAUAAAGCUGCUUUAUGUGUAACACUGUCGCACCAAACGGCUGGAGAGCUCCUGCUCCUGUAUACACUGAGCUAUCCGUGUGAAUAUUAAGAGACUUUCCAGCUAGGUGAGAUAAAUAAAAUCCUCACUUCAGCAGCUUCAACGUCCAUGAAUUCACUCUAUUUUUACUCUAUUUUAUUUCACUCUAUCUUAUUAGAGCAGUUCUUUGAUUAAUUGGUGAAAUCACAAAGGCAAUGAUGUUUUGUCGUGUCCAGUGAAAAUGUAUGUAAAUGCUGUUUUAAAUUGUUCAUUUUAUAUUCCUGUGUUAAGUCUCAUCUUCCAACAUUGUUCUUUCAACUCCGAGUAGAUGUUCCUUUAAUGGGUUAAACAUGCUUGUCAAUGAUUAUUCCACCAUUGAAUGCACUGUAAACCAGUGCAACCUGUACUGCCUUUGUAACCGAUAUCCAGUCUUUACCCCUUCCUUUUUAAUCUAAUGUCACACAAUAUCUGAACAUGCAUUUUAUUUUUAUCACUGAGUUAAAAGAAAAACAUUUGCCUUUUUUUAAUGAAUGGAAAUCAAGGGUAUAUGAAGUGAAAUGUGCCAGGAUGUUUUUUGUUUUGUUUUGUUUUUUUUAAGUUAUUUGUAGCUAUAAAUACAAAAUCUCCUCUCAGUAAGAGUUAUUUUUUUUGUUUUUUUGGUAACAGUAAAUGAGGGACUUUGUAUGCAUCCAUUUUUAUACAGUUUUAUAUCAUCUAAUGAGCCUUAAAAUGAUAAGUUUGUAAUCAACAUUCAUAACGCAGGUUUCUUCUGACAUUAGUGACAUCACAGUGUUACUCACACAUCUUCUGGAAGAUGCUUUUCUGUCUUAACUUGAUUCUUCUAGCAUCUCCGAACAAAGCUGCACACAUUAAAGCUGUUUUAUACUGGAAACGCUUUGAUUUAAAACAUGUCUAAACUCGUACCUGUCUGUGAUGAGCUGUGCCCGCUGUGUACAUCAGCAGUGCCUGUAAGGACCACGCGAGGACCUUAUGGGUCCUCCUUGGACCGAAUCAGGGAAUUUCUUCAGAUAAACUGACAAUCAAUGUUUUGCUGCACUGUGAUGAUUUGCACUCUGUGAGAGGGAGAGUGGAUGAGCGAGACAAAUUCCUGCCACUACCUCUCUCUGUACACAACAUAAAUCCUGCUGAAGCUAAAAUAAACUUCAUUUCAGUUACUCUCA
Oreochromis aureus is the source of this 5482-nucleotide messenger RNA. It is a transcript of the gene cgnl1, whose product is annotated as cingulin-like 1. Lineage: Eukaryota; Metazoa; Chordata; Actinopteri; Cichliformes; Cichlidae. The record is from RefSeq and is a predicted model, not a curated record. Gene Ontology annotation, cellular component: myosin complex. The coding region runs from base 414 to 4265 and encodes 1283 amino acids. The transcript has 19 exons.